AUGGAACUUCCCACGGAAUUUGAUUACGUUAUUGUCGGAACUGGUCUCAUAGAAUCAGUCGUCGCCGCUAGUCUGUCAAUUACGGGAAACUCUGUGCUCCACAUUGACAGUGAGAAUUAUUAUGGCGGUCUGAUGUCGUCCUUUCGUUUUCCCGACCUCUUAGAUAAGCUAACCGAAUGGGAGGAGGAGGAGAAAGGAGCAUCGUCUGCUCCGACCACUCUUGCCGACCGUGUCCAGCCAGCUGAUACGGUUGCACUCGCUGAAAGUUCGGAUCGUGAGGUUCCGACAUCUCCCCCACCCUGCCAUUGGUCACAAGCUAGCAUGAAGCAACGGCUGCAUCGCUUGGAUCUAGACAUCUGGCCCAAGCUCAUUUACGCAGACAGUCCCACGGUUGCAGCCAUGCUGCGGGCCGACGUGACGAGAUACCUAGAGUUCAGGCCCGUUAGUCGGCUGUUGACCUUCGCAUUUCAGGCGCCGAAACCACAGGCCUCCACUCCUCCUCCCCAGCCUUCGUCGUCGUCCAACGCGGCUGGGACGAACACCCUACCGACCUUCCAAAGCCUUAUUAAGGUAAAAUUCCUUGUCUCUGGUCCUCAUGUUGGUUAUAAAAACAAGUUUUCUUCCGGUGGCUGCCGUUUUGCAAUAAACAGUUAG
Dibothriocephalus latus is the source of this 654-nucleotide messenger RNA. NCBI's taxonomy places the organism in Eukaryota, Metazoa, Platyhelminthes, Cestoda, Diphyllobothriidea, Diphyllobothriidae. The record is from the annotation of a GenBank genome assembly.